This is a messenger RNA of Aspergillus puulaauensis, 3012 nucleotides long. RefSeq names its product KH domain protein. Gene Ontology annotation, molecular function: mRNA binding. Gene Ontology annotation, cellular component: cytoplasm; nucleus. The transcript has 7 exons. Lineage: Eukaryota; Fungi; Ascomycota; Eurotiomycetes; Eurotiales; Aspergillaceae. Gene Ontology annotation, biological process: nuclear division. Bases 1 to 3012 code for a protein of 1003 amino acids. The record is from RefSeq and is a predicted model, not a curated record.
AUGCACAAGAUAUCCAACUUCACGGGCCAGGCCCGUCAUGGUUGGGAGCGAAUGACACCUACCUUCGGCAUGUCGCGCCCUCACGCUGAGAUGGCUUCCCACUCUCUUCGACGGCCCCAUGGUGCCCCCCCGAUGACUCCGCCGACCGGUAUCGACCCAACGGUGAACCUUUCCUUCAAUGUGCCCUUCUCUUCGACUCUUGCCGGUCCAGAUGCAGAUGACGUGUUGCACGCAAGCCCCCAGGCCCUCCAGCGGUGGUCUUUCCCCGAGGGAACUGCCGAAGGCACACCCAUUCACCAGCUACCUGUUCACGUCAACAACGUCGAAUCCCUACGGAAACUGUGUGGUCAAAUAACGGAGAGCAGUAAUGGGAGGGUUGAGGCUCUCAUCAGUUCUUCGGAACCAAAAACCGUCCCAUCGCUACAGCGCCGGCCACAAGGAUUAGCCACCAAUGUCUGUAUCACGGGUGACGGGGAGGUUGUGCAGAAAAUGCGAGCCAAAGUCCUCAAUGAGACACCUAUCCUAUUGCGAUGUGCGACCGUCGAUGUUGAUACGCAUCUCAUCACGGAUAACCAGACCAAGGAAGUUCGUCAGCCGGUCUUGGAGCAUUUGGACACUCUGGCCAAAUACACUGGCACCGAUAUUUUCUUGCUUACGCCCAAGCUUCGCGAUACGGAUAGUGCCAUUGUCUCAUCAUAUGGCUACGCCACCGACAAUGGAUUAGAUCAGCGCUUUAGGGUAGCUAUAUAUGGAGAUAUGGAAAGCACGGAGCAUGCCAAAACGAGAGUUCUGAUCAUGAUCGAUCAAAUUCUCAAACGUCACGUGGACGCCGUCAAGCUCGACCUUACCACGCACACCUUGGUAUGCGGUCGGACCCGCAAGAAUGUCAAGCUCAUCGAGGCUGCUACUGGCACUGCCAUUUACUUCCCACCGCCGUUCCCACGCAUCUUCGGCUAUAUUCCUCCCAAUGCUCACCGCAGAAGUGAGGAUGAAGUCUACAUCACGGGCGAGACUCAGGAACAAAUCACUCGGGCCAAGCAUAAACUUCAAGAACUGGUUAUGGGCGUGAAGGUUUAUAUUAAGGAUGUCAGGGUCAAUGGGAACAAGAUUGACAACAUCUUGCUUGAUCGUUUGGAUAAGGUCCGAAAGGUCAUGGAGAUGAACGGUUCUUAUGUCAUUUUCCCACAAUUGGGCAGCCAGCGGAACGGCAUUCGCAUUCAGGGAACUGAUGUUCUGCACGUCGAGCGUACUGUCAGGGAGAUCAUGGCAUUGGCUGGUCAAUUUUACAGUGCUUCGUGGUGGAUUCUUGUGCCUGAUCCAACUCCUGGAGCCGUGCGCAGUCCAUCCCAUGCAGAAGUUCGAACGAUGCUCUCCGACAUCUGCACGAACUCUGGUGCUGAAGUUAGCUUCGACAAUUUGAACUUUACCAUCAAUGGCUCCGACGACGCCGUCAAGGCUGCCAUGAUGGUCAUCAACCAGAUUCCCUUCGUUCAGCGCAGUCAGUACCAGAUGCGUGUGAAAAUUGAGCUGGCGAACGAGCACAAGGAGUUUGUCAGCGGCAAGAAGAACGGGAAGAUCAACAAGAUCAUGGGUCAAAGCAAUGUUCAGAUUAUCUUCGAUGGCUUCAACGAGUACAACUUCCACAUUGACGUUUGCGGAAACCAGUUUGAGUCUACCAAGAGCGGUCUUGAUCUUGUUGAGCAAGAGAUGCCGGCUUCCAUUUCCUUCCACGUCCCUGAUCAGUACCACAAGCGAAUCAUCGGUAUUGGCGGUCAGCAUAUUCAGCGGAUCAUGAAGAAGUACUCUGUCUUCGUCAAGUUUUCCAAUGCCAUGGACCGCGGUGGCAUGGGCAAGGAUGAUGAUGACAUUAAGGUCGAUAAUGUCAUUUGCCGUACUCCCGCACGCAAUGCUCAGAGCUUGGACCUGGUCAAACAGGAAAUCAUGGACAUGGUCGAGAAAGUGGACGCCGAGUAUGUUUCCGAGCGUGUUGUGAUCAACCGACUAUAUCACCGUGAAUUGCUUGCCCGCAUGUCGGAAAUCGAUGAGCUCGAGAAGAAAUGGAACUGCAAGAUUGAAUUCCCCAGCACAGAGCUUGCGAGCGAUGUAGUCACAAUAUCCGGUCCUGAGUAUCAGGUCCCGCAGGCUGUCGAUGCGUUGCUGGGAAUGGUUCCUGAAAGCCAUGAGCUUCUCUUCCAGAGUUCUCCUGAACUGCGAGAGUUUUUCAGAGGCGCGGACUUCCGCGAGGACGUCUGUGCCAAACUCAAGGACCAGUACGAGGUUGAUACUACAGUAGAUGUUCCCGAAGCCGCCAAAUCUGAGAGCGGCUCAGAUUCGCCAUCGUCAGCCGCCGAGGACCGUGUUGUACUUGGCUACACGCGCAACAACGCUGGUGGUCUGAAGGAUGCAAUUGACUUCUUGAUUUCUCGACUCGUCGCCCAUGGUCUCGAUGCCACCACGGUCAAAGGGGCUAUCCCACGACCUAAGUCAGACUCAUUUGAGGAGUCUUUGCCGUUCUUUGACUCUAAGCUGCUGCAACAUGCUCCUACUCCAAUUGCAACGGACUCCCCCACUCGACCCAGUUUCAACGAUGACACGAGUGAGCGUGGAUCUAUCUUCGAGCGGCUCAGGAAGCCCGGUAGCAUUUCCUCGUUUUCCUCGUUCAUCGGCCGCAAGAACCAUUCCGCUUCCCCCGCUUCAUUUUUCAAGCACGCCUCCAGCAACGCCUCGAAGGCGUCACUGGUUUCCAUGGAGUCCCGGGACAGCGGUUACCGCAACCCGUGGAACGACUCCGGCGUGAACCUCCCUGAGGACGACUUACCCGCCCUUGGGAGUUCCCACAGCCACAGCAGCAGCAAUGGCUGGCCCGCGCGCUUUGACACGAAAUUUCCAUUCGGUACCGCACCGGGGGACAUGACACCCAAGCAUGACCUCCGGGCGUCUUUUGAUAGUGGUCGUCCUAGCACUUCCAAUUCUACUUCUGGAUACCCGGCCCCUAUUGGGCCACCGCGCUAA